UGUGAACUCAACUCAGGAGUUUUUUCCUCCGUUUUCUUAUAAAACGGCCAAACCAUGAUAACGUAUAAGGAGUCAGUGGGACUAAAACCUGCGUUGCUUUCUGUCAUUGAAGAAUCAUGACGCAUGAAUUGCCUCAAAAAUAUGUAAAGCGAAAAAGUUUGUAUGCAGGCUGUGGGAUACUUCAGUCCCAUCAAAGUCUGAGCUUAUUAUUACGAUGGUUAGAAGGAGGACGCUAUUGUUAGGAUCUAUUUAUCCAAUCGGAACUAGCCAUAUGUGGAAGGAUCUUUCUGUCAUAGGUACAAGAGCCUAUCUGCUUUGCCGACCCUAUGUCAUCCCAACAGGUGGAGCCACUAAUCUAUCGGCCUCUUACCAUUUAGCAGACCAGUUCUCCACAAUACCCAGAGCAGAAAAUGCCUAUUUAUAUUUAUCUUCCAUAGAAAACAAACAUUCAGGUGGAGCAUCUCCAUAUUUAGAUCCCUCUCUGUCAUCUAAAGAGCGUGAAACAUCAUCCGGCGAUGUCUCUGUUCCUUACUCCAACCCACUUGUAUACUCCUCCCUAUACACGAAUAUUUUCCUUAAUGCCGACAAAUGCGAAUAUAUUAGCAAGGUGAAACGGCAAACCAAAGUAAACAUCCAUAUAACCCCCUCGGGUAACCAGAUGCUAUGGCGGAUCACAGGUGACGCAGCAGACGUGGCAGAGGCCAGUCAAAUGGUCAAUACGCGGAUGAAAUACAUACAAGAAGACUUUUCAAUCCACUCCGCAACGUAUCCGGUGUUUGCAGUCAAUAUAUUUGCAUUUCCCACUCGAGAAUUACAGAAUUUACUCCAGAACUUCCGAGUAACUGUGCACGUCGAGCAACGUGGUGAUACCUGUGAGGUAUCGCUUGCCUCUCUGGAUAAUUCUUUCGGUGGAGCUGUUGAAAGUAUCAAGAGCGUGGUCGAUGGUCUCACUGCGAACUCUGUUGAAAUCAAUCUUCCGGUGAAAGCUUCCGUGUUUAAUGACCAGUUCAGUUUGAAGCAGUUUCAGAGAGUCACAUCGUCCUAUGUUUUCAUCCACGGCCCAAAGGUUAUAAUCUAUGGUGACGACAAGCAAAGUGUCGACAGAGCGCUGCAGAUAAUCAAGAAAAAUGUCUCUGGAGAAACAUACACCUUCAAAUUACCACGGAUCAUGUGCUCGAUCCUCCACCAUGAGCUUCCCGAGAUUCGUAGGGAGCUCAAAAGCCUCCCCGGUGCGAAAAUUUUCAUGAGUGGAUAUUCUGGCUAUAGAUUGCAGUGUGAAGGCUCGCAACUCGUAGAAGCUAGAGCCUUGCUUGAGCGGAAGCUUGCUAAGUACACUUCCAACUCCCAGCUGUUUAAAACCAGCAAAGUGCAUGCCAAGCUCUUACUUGGAAAAGGCGGUUCAAAACUAGCCUCGAUACAACAAUACAGUGGUGCAUUCAUUGAAUCAGAUGAAGGCACCGAGACGGAAACCUGGAAGGUGUACGCUGACACAGCAGAGAAAGUUAACAAGGCCCUCCAUGCGCUCAAACUUCACCGUAAUCUCUUAGAGGAAACUGCCCUUAACCUCAGGGUUCCGCAAUGGUGUAUCGAUGCUCUCACUUUGGAUAACCCGCAUUUCCUCAAAUCUCUCGCUGCCAAAGCCAAGUGUUUUCUAAGCGAAUGCGAAGGGUUCACGAUAUCUGUGCUUAGCCACCAUCUCAAAGCGGUAAAGCACUUUGAAAGAUUACUCAGGGAGCAGUUGCGACUGGUUGCAACGGUUGAAGAGAUGGUAACGCCUCCAAAUAUCUUCCGGGAUGAAUUAUCUUCUGUGGGAAAUUGGAUACAAGGAGGUAAGCUACAGGUGUAUGGAAAACCUGCUGAGGUAGCAAGAGCAAGGGCGGUAGAUACCUUGAUUCUGAAGCAAUGCCGCCAUGUCUCCGUCCCUACGUACCUAGGCAAAGCCUUGUUUGGUCACAAAGUGCAAUCACUUCAGGAAUUCGCAGACUCCACGUGCACACGGAUCGCUCUACGGCGCAAUAAACGGAGCUUUGAGUUGAGCGUGUUUGCUCCUGAAACGAAAGAUCUUGAAAAGGCCCUCCACUUACUCGACUUUCGGCAAGCGGUGGCGAGACACACAGCAGAGAAGGUGUUGGUACCACCCAAGAUUCAGCGACUCUUGAAGGGUUUCCGGAGCUCCAAAUUGGUACAAAUACAGAGCUCGACUCUGACUUCGUUUUUACUCGAUGGCGAUUUCAUUGAGAUCUAUGGGACUAGUAAGGAGGCCGUCCUCCAGGCUAAAACCUUGUUGCGCCAAAUUGUUGAUCUUGUGCAGACAAGUUCCAGGAUGGACACCCAGAUUUCGCCAGUGUGGAUCGAGCUCUUUACAGGGGUGGAUGUAUAUCGAGCGAAGCUUCAUGCCAUAGAGCAAACCACCCAAACGUGUAUCAUGUUCCAGAAACAAGGACUGGAUGUCAUGGCCAUCUAUGGUCUGUCGCUACAGUCUAUGGAGGCUCAGCGGCAAGUGGCUGCCUUUUUAGCUGACUUAAAGCCCCAAUGUCAGACAUUUACCGUCUCGCAGGGGAUCAACGAUUCCGAUGAGCUUGCAUAUCAUUCCGCAAAAUUCCGGGUCAUCGAGCAGUUGUAUGAUGUGCAGAUAUUUGUUUCCAAGCGGUUCACAUCGGAUGAAGCUAUCGGGUUUAUCAUAGGAGGAAGAGCCGAUGUAGACCUCCAAGAGGCGUUAAGAAUGUUGGCUGCUACCUAGGGGUGAGCAAAGCAUUAAGAAACUGAUCCUGGAGGUUACGUGAACCAUCACAUGGAUGUUAGUCAUGGACAGCAAUAUUUACCGUAUUACUACCCUUAUAAAUAUUCUCUAUGAACGCGUAC
Babjeviella inositovora NRRL Y-12698 is the source of this 2862-nucleotide messenger RNA. RefSeq lists its product as uncharacterized. The record is from RefSeq and is a predicted model, not a curated record. The transcript has a single exon. Lineage: Eukaryota; Fungi; Ascomycota; Pichiomycetes; Serinales. The coding region runs from base 215 to 2740 and encodes 841 amino acids. Gene Ontology annotation, molecular function: RNA binding.